AUGAGCACUGAUCACCGCCGUCACUUCACAGUGCCGCCACCAGACACCGGCGAGUCAAAACACAACCCAACGACGCCAUGGAACUGUUACCUAAGAGAACUAUCAAAGCAAAAAAAAUACCAAGAAGCACUAACCGUAUACCGUCACAUGCUCCGUUCAUCCUUCUUCCCCAACACAUUCACCUUCCCCGUCCUCCUCAAAUCCUGCGCCCUCCUCUCUCUCCCCCUCACCGGAUCCCAGCUCCACUCCCACGUCAUCAAAACCGGCUCACAACCCGACCCGUACACCCGGUCUUCUCUCAUCAACAUGUACUCCAAAUCAUCCCUCCCUCACCUCGCUCGCAAAGUCUUCGACGAAGAAUCCAUAAACCUUACCAUCUCUUACAACGCCAUGGUUUCCGGAUAUUCUUCUAACUCCAUGAUGUUCGAAGCCGUUACCCUCUUCCGCAAAAUGCGGCGCGAAGUUAGCUUUUCUGUUAAUUCCGUUACAAUGCUCGGUUUAGUUUCAGGUUUCACGCUCCCUAGUCACUUAACACUUGGCAUGUGCUUACACGCUUGUGGUUUUAAGUUCGGUUUUGAGUCUGAUUUAUCUGUUGCUAAUAGUUUUCUGACAAUGUAUGUAAAGUGUGGCGAAGUGGAACAAGCGCGCCAACUAUUUGAUGAAAUUCCUGUGAAGGAUUUGAUAACGUGGAAUGCUAUGAUUUCUGGCUACGCGCAAAACGGUCAUGCUCGAAGUGUUUUGGAGCUUUAUUUUGAGAUGAAGAAGGGUGGGGUGAAUCCUGAUCCUGUUACGCUUCUUGGUGUUUUGUGUUCUUGUGCGAACCUUGGUGCACAAGGAAUUGGUCGUGAGGUGGAAAGGAAAAUCGAGCAACUUGGAUUUCGCUCGAAUUCUUUUUUAACGAAUGCGUUGAUUAACAUGUAUGCUCGGUGUGGGAAUUUGGUUCGUGCUCGUGAGGUUUUUGAUUGUAUGGAUGAGAGGAACAAGAGUGUUGUGUCUUGGACUGCUAUUAUUGGCGGGUAUGGGAUUCACGGAGAAGGUGAGAUUGCAGUGGAGCUUUUCGAUGCAAUGGUUAGGUCAGGUGUGAGGCCUGAUAGAACGGUUUUCGUAAGCGUUCUUUCGGCUUGUAGUCAUGCUGGAUUAACUGAGAAAGGAUUGAAGUAUUUUGAUGAGAUGGUGGGGAAGUAUGGUUUGCAGCCUGGUCCUGAGCAUUAUUCUUGCUUGGUUGAUCUUUUGGGCAGGGCUGGUAGAUUGAAGGAAGCAAUGGAUCUCAUAGAUUCGAUGAAGGUGAAACCGGAUGGUGCUGUUUGGGGAGCACUUCUUGGUGCUUGCAAGAUUCAUAGAAAUGUAGAACUAGCAGAAGUGGCUUUUCAACAUGUCAUUGAGCUUGAACCUGCAAAUAUAGGUUACUAUGUUUUGCUGUCAAAUGUGUACUCUGAUGCUAAGAACUUAGAUGGGGUUUUGAAAGUUAGAGUAAUGAUGAGGGAUCGAAAGCUUAGAAAGGAUCCCGGUUGUAGCUACGUGGAAUAUAAAGGAAAAAUGCAUCUUUUUUACUCUGGAGAUAAGAGUCAUUCCCAGAUUAAGGAAAUAUAUAGAAUGCUGGAUGAAUUGGAAAGUCUUGUGAAGGAGAUUCAUCAACCGGAUCACAAGUGUCAGAGAAAGAGUGAAGAACCGUUAAUUGGUGCUGGGGUGCACAGUGAAAAAUUAGCACUUGCUUUUGGACUUUUGAACACUAAGCCCGGAACAGAUAUUACUGUCAUGAAGAACCUGAGAGUGUGUGUAGAUUGUCAUGUGUUUUUUAAGUUGGUUAGUAAGAUUGUCAAUCGUCAAUUUAUUGUUAGAGAUACCACUCGCUUUCACCGUUUCAAGAAUGGAGUCUGUUCUUGCAAGGACUAUUGGUAA
Molecule: messenger RNA, 1899 nt
Organism: Lathyrus sativus (Indian pea)
Lineage: Eukaryota; Viridiplantae; Streptophyta; Magnoliopsida; Fabales; Fabaceae
Source: the annotation of a GenBank genome assembly